AUGAAGCUGUUCAUCGCGUUCGCCGUUAUUGGCCUUGCAGCAGGCCAUCCAGGACUGCUGAGGGUACCGAAAGUGUACAACGCGGUGAUAACGAGCAACCAGAAUCUGUCACCAUCCAGAGCGUUCCCUGUGAUCCAGCCAGUGAUCCAUAAAACGGCGGUUGGCUACGUUCCUCCGUUUUACUACACGCAAGUCGCACCACACGUAUCUGGUCCCGAAUUGGUGCAUCUUCCGCAAAGUGGGUUGAAGCCAAAGGACGAAGCAGACGUUCAGGCAGCCCCAUCUGCAGCCGCGGAAGCUUCGAAACUAUCCGACCCCAAGACAGAACAAUCGGCAGAUUCUCCACAAGAAAACAAGAACGUGAAAGCAAGUUCGAGGAACAGGCACGAAGAGCAACCAUUAAGCUUCUACCCGAAUUAUCAGUCGUUGUACUACGAUCCCUAUUUCUACACGCAAAACGGGAUCAAUCCACAUCUGGUUCCGGGGAAUUACUACGUCGACUAUCAACCUUACGGCACCCUCGACCCGAUUCCCGCAUCCACGCCGAGGAACGGUGACUCUGGACAUCUGCUACCAGGUUAUCACGAGGAGAAGAAUAACGUCGCGAAGGUCGAGAAGGAAAAAGUACCGGAUGUCCCCCCGCCGCCACUUCCGACAGCUGUACCGAAAAGUCCUUGA
Dufourea novaeangliae is the source of this 678-nucleotide messenger RNA. RefSeq lists its product as uncharacterized. The transcript has a single exon. The coding region runs from base 1 to 678 and encodes 225 amino acids. The record is from RefSeq and is a predicted model, not a curated record. Lineage: Eukaryota; Metazoa; Arthropoda; Insecta; Hymenoptera; Halictidae.